Messenger RNA from Quercus lobata, 1192 nucleotides. Its product is annotated as vacuolar protein-sorting-associated protein 37 homolog 1-like. The coding region runs from base 205 to 903 and encodes 232 amino acids. The transcript has 7 exons. The record is from RefSeq and is a predicted model, not a curated record. Gene Ontology annotation, cellular component: ESCRT I complex. Gene Ontology annotation, biological process: ubiquitin-dependent protein catabolic process via the multivesicular body sorting pathway; protein targeting to vacuole; protein targeting to membrane. Lineage: Eukaryota; Viridiplantae; Streptophyta; Magnoliopsida; Fagales; Fagaceae.
CUGAGCCCAAAAUUUUAAAUAAAUAAAUAAAUAAAAGAAGCGAUUGCUUAAGAGGACAGACCACGCGUAGAGAAAAGUUCGAAAAUCUUAAUACUCGGAAAGACGCAAAGCUCUAAUCAGAGAUUGGUUUUCUCAUUCUCUUCCGCACUUCAAUUUCCUCAUUUCUAGGGUUUCUCUGCGUUUCAACUCGUGGAUUAAUCGGCGAUGUUCAAGUUCUGGGGAUCUCAGGACCAACAACCUCAGCCACGUCCACAGGAUGGUUCUUCACAGUCUUGGUAUCCUCCAUCUGUAGUUAGCUCUCCAAAUUCAUCUCGUCCUGGAACACCAAGCAGUGCCUCUUCUAGCAGCUUCAGUUCACAUAGGACUUCAGAUAGGCCACAGUCGCCAUCACAUGUUUCACCUGCUGAAGCUGCGGGUAUUAUUGCUGUUCUGAAGGAUAAAAGUGUUGAUGAAUUACGGAAGCUUUUGUCUGACAAGGAUGCAUACCAUCAUUUCUUACUCUCACUUGAUCAAGUGAAAAUUCAAAACAAUUUAAGAGAUGAACUUCGUAAGGAGACUCUACAACUUGCGAGGGAGAACUUGGAAAAGGAACCACGGAUUAUGGAGCUUAGAAACCAGUGCAGAAUAAUUCGGACAACAGAAUUGGCUGCUGCUCAGGAGAAACUCAAUGAGCUUGAGAGAAAGAAGGAAGAGACAUUGAAAUUCUAUUCCCCUCAAUCCCUUCUCCAAAGGCUUCAAGAUGCGAUGAAUAAGACGGAGGAGGAAUCGGAAAACCUGCACAAACAGCUCUUAGAUAGGGAUGUGGACCUUGGGACCUUUGUGCAGAAAUACAAGAAGCUUCGUACCACUUACCAUAGGCGUGCGCUUAUUCACCUUUCAGCCAAAACUUCUUCAAUUGGUUGAAUAGGUAUAGCAGAUGUAUAAUUUCAUAUUGAGGAACGUUGCCUCUUGUUUUAUUGUAUGAUAUUGGUAUAAUUUUGUUUUGUUGGUAUAAGUUCAUUUUGUAUAUCAUGUCAGCCUUUUUUUUGGCUAUUGUUAUUAUGCCAAUCCUUAUCAAAUCAAAGCCAUUAUUGUGGUUAACAAUAACUUCAUUGUUUGUAUGUGCAAGUGCUAUGUUCAAUCUAUCACUUCGCACAUUAUUACCGACGUCCCACUUUUUGUAUCAAGUUUGAGUCUUGACAGACUUGAUGUU